Molecule: messenger RNA, 1707 nt
Organism: Naegleria gruberi
Lineage: Eukaryota; Heterolobosea; Eutetramitea; Acrasida; Naegleriidae
Exons: 2
Biological process (GO): norepinephrine biosynthetic process; octopamine biosynthetic process; dopamine catabolic process
Cellular component (GO): secretory granule membrane
Molecular function (GO): dopamine beta-monooxygenase activity
Source: RefSeq, a predicted model, not a curated record
AUGAAUACUCAGUUUGUAUCUUCCACUGAUUAUCCAUCGGGAAAUGUGGCCACAUUCAGUUCCAAUCUCAAGCUAUAUUGGAAAUUAUUAAGGAAUGAAAAAAGCUCUGAUAUUAAUGAUGCAAUCUUGGAAUUUGGAGCUGUGGCCAAAAACACGAGAGGUUACGUCUCGUUUUGCUUUGGUUAUUUAAAUGGAGAUCCAAUGAAGGGUGAUACCAUUUUCGGGUAUUAUAAUAGUGCUUCUCAAAGUGUAACCAUCAUGGAUGCAUGGAUGGUUGCAAAGCCACAAUCACCAGUGAGUGAUGCUUCCGAUGAUAUCCUUCAAAGAAAUGGUGGAUACAACUCGGCCACAGGUGAGACACAUAUCAAGUGGACACGUUUCGUUAAAACAGGAGAUUCCCACGAUGUCAUUUUCACCAAUGCAGUCAUGAAAACUUCCUGGGCACUCCACUCCACCAGUACUGGAAUGGUUAGACAUACCAGCACUGGCAAAGGUCCAAGUUUGAAUUUCCUUUCAGCUGGUUAUGCUACUGGUGAGUAUGGAGUAUUGCCAAGUCAACCAGAAGUUUCGGAUGGACGUUCUAGUAGUAGUAAUUCGACCUGUUCACUUCCAACUGGAUAUUCACAAAGUAUUUUAACUCACUGGGUCAAUUCUGCUGAUUAUCCUGCAGCUAAUUACAAGUUAGUUGGAACAUCUGAUUCAUUGAAAUUAUAUUGGAAAGUUUUGACCAAUCCAAAUGAUGCAAAUAAUCCAAUUAUUGAAUUUGGAUUGUUGGCUACUGGUAUUUAUGGUUAUGCUUCUCUUGGUUUCAACCAUGGAGCUAGUUCAGGAAUGCAAACUGCUGAUACCAUGUUUGGAUAUGUUGAUUCAACUGGAAAAGUGGUAAUAGUUGAUGCUUACAUGCAAGGUAAUCUUCAAGCUCCAACCUUAGAUUCAUCUCAAGAUUUCAUUUCCAAAAAUGGAGGAUUAAGAUCUGUGAGUGGAAAUUAUGAGCUUCAUUUGAAAUGGACACGUUUGGUCAAUACUAUGGAUUCUGCUGAUCAAGCAUUCACCAAUGUUCAAAUUCCAAUAUCAUGGGCUCUUUCCAAAACUUCCACAUCAAUUACAGCUGUUCACAGUUACAGAGACAAGAAUGUCAUGAUUAAUUUCAUGCAGACUGUAACUUUGUCAGAUUUGGGUGUUCCUCCAGGAAGUGCUCUGACUGCAGCUUGUUCUAAUAGCACAAAUUCAACAAGUACUAUACCACCUACCGAUAAUGGCAAUGUUGUUACUCCUACUAAUCCUCCUAUUGUUUCCAAUAGCACAUCUUCAAAUGGCAAUUCUUGUUCGUUGCCAAGUGGAUAUUCUCAAAGUAUUACCACUAAAUGGGUUAAUUCUGCAGAUUAUCCAUUGAAUAAUUACAAGUUAGUUGCUAAUUAUGGAACUUCUGAUUCAUUGAAAUUGUAUUGGAAAGUUUUAACAAAUCCAAAUGAUGCAAAUGUACCAAUUAUUGAAUUUGGAUUGAUUGCCACAGGAAUUUAUGGUUAUGCAUCAAUUGGAUUUAAUCAUGGAACCAACUCUGGAAUGGACACUGCUGAUACAAUGUUUGGUUAUGUAGAUUCAACUGGUAAGGCAGUUAUAUUAGACACAUACAUGCAAGGUAAUCUUCAAGCACCAACAUUAGAUUCAUCUCAAGAUUUCAUUUCCAAAAAUGGUGGAUUAAGAUCU